AUGUUUAAAAAACAGUCAUUGACGAAACUGAAGAAAUUGGAUAGUCUUUUGAAAAAGAGUCAGAGGCUGAAUCCCCCUAGUAUGAGUACGUUGAACAUUAUUUCUUCCAAUCUGCAUCGAGCCGCAAGCCUCCGCGUAACAACCGCUCCCCUUCACCUUUCUACCGGCCACACUAUCCCGAAAGGAACAAGCGUGGGAUACGGUUCCCAUGCAAUCGACUUGGCAAGCCCCAAUAUCUCUUUGCUUCCCCACGAUCCUUCUACUAUGCCCAAACUCGAUUCUCCCAAUGUUUUCUCUCCCUUCUGCUUUUCUUCACUACAUAAGACUCCGGGAAAUCAAUCCAAAUACCAGUAUGUGACAACGAGUAACCACACAUUUUCAGGUCGUUUCUUUGCAGGGGUUGAACUUAAGGACUCUAGAAAUAUUGGGGAUACAGAGACGAAGGGAGGUGAGAGACCAGGAAAUAUUGUUCUUGGUAAUUUAAUUCAUCCGAAUCCGGUGGCGCAGCUCGAAUUUAAGAGAAGAGCUUAG
Botrytis sinoallii is the source of this 531-nucleotide messenger RNA. RefSeq lists its product as uncharacterized. Lineage: Eukaryota; Fungi; Ascomycota; Leotiomycetes; Helotiales; Sclerotiniaceae. Gene Ontology annotation, molecular function: iron ion binding; oxidoreductase activity, acting on paired donors, with incorporation or reduction of molecular oxygen; heme binding. The record is from RefSeq and is a predicted model, not a curated record. The transcript is spliced from 4 exons. The coding region runs from base 1 to 531 and encodes 176 amino acids.